This is a messenger RNA of Geosmithia morbida, 3117 nucleotides long. Its product is annotated as Methyltransferase domain. The record is from RefSeq and is a predicted model, not a curated record. The transcript has a single exon. Gene Ontology annotation, molecular function: S-adenosylmethionine-dependent methyltransferase activity. NCBI's taxonomy places the organism in Eukaryota, Fungi, Ascomycota, Sordariomycetes, Hypocreales, Bionectriaceae. The coding region runs from base 1 to 3117 and encodes 1038 amino acids.
AUGGCCGACACCUUCUGCCCACCACAAGCCCUGUCUUCGCUGGUACGAGGACAGCAGCACACGCUUAAUCCGAUAAUAGAGGAGGACUGCGAGGAUGGCAGGACCAACGAUCAUCAUAAAGGACCGACGAUGCGUGCCAACCAUAAUCUCAAAAUCCAGGCAUGGCUGUCUCCCAUGAGCGACCACUUUCCCACCCCGAGGGGCAUCAACUACCUCUCGGCUCCGAUCCUGCCCUCGUCGCCUUCUUCCUCGUCCGCCGACCACAGCUCUCCGACCAAUUCGUCCAAUCCUUGGAACCGUAUGAGCUGCGCCACCGACCGCACCGACUUCGAGGAUCUUUACGAUGCUACCGAUGAUGAUGAAUGCGAUGUCCAUCGCCACAGUCACCAGAGGGUUUCGCAUCAUCACAAAACGUCGUCAUCGUCGUCGGUGACGAAGCUGCCGAGCAUCCAGCGGGGAUCGUCUACCGUUUAUGAUCACCGCGAUGGCGCUCCCUUGAACUCCCCGACCCGUCUCAUCAUUCCGGAUGACCGGCAGCCUACAGAAGAGCACAAGGCUACCAUGAAUGAGUUCAAGAAGAUUGUGGCGUCGCCUGUUCCUCUGACACCAUCGGCGCAGCUGCCCAUGUCGCCCGCACAGCUGAAGUUCAUGGACAAGCAGCAGGCUCAGCAUGUUCCUACAGACUCAGCUCCCCCCUCUCUCGACGGCAGCCUCUCCUCCGAGCAGCUCGCCGCCAUGAGCGCUCCGCCCACCCCGGUCAUGGACAACGACGACGAUUCCCAACCCGACGAGAAUUGGUCAGGUGUCCAACUGCAACCGGGUGCGCUCGAGACCCUCCAGUCUCUCUCCUUCUCCGGCGACGACGAGGCGAACCAGCAUGCUCAUGAGCAUCCGGACCGGGUGCUCGAGAUUCCGCGUCAAGAACCGUGGCACGAGCACCCUCAGGAGAUGCGAGAGCAGCAGCGUCAACAGAAGAACCCAGUUCUUGAUCAGGGUCGGAGGCCGCCCUGUGAGAUGCAGCAGCAGCCACAGCAGCAGCCUCUCCGCCUCAUCACCAGCUUGAGGCCCGCCUCCACUUGGGAUUUCGGCAUGUCUACCGAUCCAAGCAGAAAGUCCCUCGCGGGUCUGACCAAGCUCGACAUUCCGUCUCCCGGAGGCUUCUUCUCAGAACUCUCUCCCCGGACUAGGUCAACAUGGCACAUUGGAACCAAGACCCCCGACGCCAUGGUGCCCCCAACCUCGACCACGGCCGAGCAGUUCUACCGUUGCCCCUGGAACACGGAUACCUCACUCUCCAUCCCGCCCGUUCCUCAGAGGCCAGACUCAGCUGAGGGCUUCUAUCGCGAUGCCAUGAUAGCUUCGCCAUCUCAGAUCGUUGAGCAGAUGGUGGAGGUGAUUCCAGAUGACGUCUUGUCCGAUGACAUGCCCACAGCGAAGCCCGUCCUCCAGCACCAGAAUUCGGACGAGUCUGGCGCCACAAUCAAGCCUCCCAAGUCUCCCGGCUGCGAUUCACCCACCGAGAUCGUUUUAGACUAUGACCCCAAGUACGCUCGCAAGCAGCAGGAGACAGCGCUGUCCAACCUUGGUCGCACUGAGCUGUGGCUACUCGCGCAGCGCGCGUACCUCAAGGAUUUCGACCAAGACAAGAAAGCCGGGAAGGAGGAGGAUAAGGAAGACGGCGAACUAACAACUAUUAUCGAGGCCCCCGAGGCUGAAUCACCUCGGAAGCUCCCGGCCACUGCUGCAGAGGCGUCUCAGCCAGAGACCAAGGCCGAGGUGACGCCGCCGAGGAAGAAGAGCGUGCGCUUCUCCGAGAUGAACUCUGUCGUCUCGAAGCCUAAGUCUCUGCCGUCCAAGCUUCUUCGCCAGGAGUCCGCCUACUACCGGGCCUUUCUGAACUAUGUCGUGAAGGCACACCGACAAGAUGUGUUUGUUCACCAGCUGGUCCGUUUCGAGGCUCUGCAAGGCCAGAGGAUCUCGCUCCGCGAUGCACACCGUAACCAGCUACUUGGAAAAUACCAGCUCAGCGUCGUUCCCCAGUCCGCGAAGAAGAGGCUCAGCACCAACGUGGUGCGUGGCGAUGAUUCCCUCACGGACGACCUCGACAAGAUCCGUCGGGAGAAGGAGUUUGAGGCAGCCUGUCAGAUGGCGAUGCCGACCUGGCACGUGGCGGCGAUGAGGUUCCUCAACGGCGGCCGUCUGAUUACGGCGCCGGUGACGAAGCGGCUGGCUCGCAUGUCGCUUCCCAAGGCCGGAUCUGGUGGUGCCUCGCGUGAGCGCCCGCGCAUCCUGGACCUCGGAGGCCAGUCGACGUGCGACUGGGCGUGGCACUGCGCGCUCCAGUACCCCAACGCCAAGGUGUACACGGUGACGACCAAGACGAUCCGCCAGCUCUCCAAUGCCAACAUCCGGGGCCCAGCCAACCACCGCCAGGUCGCCGUGGAGCGCCUGUCGCGCCUCCCCUUUCGGGACAACCACUUUGACUUAGUCUACGCCCGCGAGCUGCACAGCAUCCUCAAGUUCGUCGGCGAGAACGGCGAGGAUGAGUGGGAGACGUGCCUGCGCGAGUGCAUGCGCGUUCUCAAGCCGGGCGGCUACCUCGAGUUCUCCCUACUGGACUCGGAGCUGAUGAAUGCUGGUCCCAUGGGUCUAGCAAAGAGUGUCGAGUUUGCCUUUACGCUCAAGACGCUCGGCUACGAUCCCAGCCCGUCCAAGCUGUGGCUGAACCGCCUUGCCCGCGCAGGAUUCCAGGACACCCGACGCAUGUGGAUGUGCCUCCCCGUCGGCGCUAAGCGCGCAGGCAUGAACCCUCCUCUGUCGUCGUCGACAAGCUUCCCCGGAACGACUGGCAAGGCCGCUCCGACCAUGGGCAGCACCGACAACAUUGCCAACGUGUGCGGCAUCGUUGGCGGGUGGAACUGGGAGCGUUGGCUCCUGCGCUGCGAGAUGGAGAAGGUGGCUGGUGAGAUGAGGCUGGUCGACACUGUGACGGCCGGAGCUGCCAUGCACGAGGCUGGCAAGUGUCUGGAGAGUGUCGCCUCGGUCAUGGAGGAGGGAAGGAACUGCAGGUCGGCGUUCCGCAUGCUCAACGGGUAUACACGGAAGCCGUUGGAGUGA